Messenger RNA from Abrus precatorius (Indian licorice), 1712 nucleotides. Its product is annotated as ribose-phosphate pyrophosphokinase 4-like. Gene Ontology annotation, biological process: purine nucleotide biosynthetic process; 5-phosphoribose 1-diphosphate biosynthetic process. Bases 130 to 1362 code for a protein of 410 amino acids. Gene Ontology annotation, molecular function: magnesium ion binding; ribose phosphate diphosphokinase activity. Gene Ontology annotation, cellular component: ribose phosphate diphosphokinase complex; cytoplasm. The transcript is spliced from 7 exons. The record is from RefSeq and is a predicted model, not a curated record. NCBI's taxonomy places the organism in Eukaryota, Viridiplantae, Streptophyta, Magnoliopsida, Fabales, Fabaceae.
GAUCAUAUACACAAAAACAAUGAACAUAGCAGUGACUCUGACAAUAAUGCUUGUACCAAGCUAGCAAAUAUAUAUUUCCCAACUGUCUCCUCCAAAAGCGAGUGAACAACGAGGCUGUGACCGCCGACAAUGGCGGCCACGCCACCCACUCCGUCUUUAUCGCUACCUUCGAACAAACCCCUCAAACAAAAACCCUUUCACACUCUGCUUCACCCCUCUAAGAACAACAAAAACGGUUUCUCUUUCAAUUUAAGGUGCGAGAUCAAAGGCUUUGAGAGCCAUCAUCGGGGCUGGACAAUUGAGCGCGUUUCCGAUAUGAGCAAAGACUCCGUUCACACCAACCCUUCUCCUUCUCCUUCUUCUUCGUUGGUCUCUUUCUCUGCUGCUUCCUCUGCUUCCGAAUUCCCCACCAAGAAUGCAAAGAAAGUUGUCCUCUUUUACUGCGCCGAGACCAAGGCCCUCGCCGAGAAAAUCGCCGUCGAGUCUGACGCCAUCGAACUUCGUAACAUCUCUUGGGGCAAGUUUCCUGAUGGCUUCCCCAACAUUUUCAUUCCUAAUGCUCAAGGAAUUCGUGGACAGCAUGUGGCUUUUCUGGCCUCAUUCAGUUCUCCAGCAGUGAUUUUUGAGCAGAUUCCUGUCAUUUAUGCGUUGCCAAAACUUUUCAUUGCUUCAUUUACCCUUGUCCUUCCAUUUUUCCCAACCGGUACUUCGGAGCGUAUGGAGGAUGAAGGAGAUAUUGCCACAGCUUUUACUUUGGCCAGGCUUUUGUCAAACAUACCCAUUUCUAGGGGAGGACCUACUAGUCUGGUCACAUUUGACAUUCAUGCUUUGCAGGAGAGAUUCUACUUCGGUGAUAACAUAUUACCGUGCUUUGAGAGUGGCAUACCAUUGCUUAAAAGAAGACUCCAGGAUCUCCCUGAUUCUGAAAAUAUAGCAAUUGCUUUUCCUGAUGAUGGUGCUUGGAAACGAUUUCAUAAGCAACUGCAGCAUUUUCCAACGAUAGUUUGUGCAAAAGUUCGGGAAGGAGAUAAACGGAUAGUUCGUAUUAAGGAGGGAGACCCUAGGGGUCGGCAUAUUGUCAUUGUUGAUGAUUUGGUUCAAUCAGGUGGAACUCUGAUAGAAUGCCAGAAAGUCUUGGCAGCUCAUGGAGCAACAAAGAUUAGUGCUUAUGUGACUCAUGGAAUUUUUCCAAAUAAAUCAUGGGCACGCUUUGGACAUGAUAAUGGGGGGCAUCCAGAGAGUGCAUUUACAUACUUCUGGAUCACAGAUUCAUGCCCCUUAACAGUGAAGGAGGUAAUGAAUCGGCCACCAUUUGAGAUUCUCAGCCUUGCAAGCUCCAUAUCGGCCAGUCUCCAGAUCUGACGAGAACAUAAUGUUAUUUUCAUCUCAUGCCCAAAAUAAAAUGCACAAAGUCAAAAGAAGAGACCUGGUUGAUAAUGAUAGUCAUAUAGUUGAGCUCUUGGACUUGAGUACGCGGCUUAUAGUAAUAGAUACAUGCAGGGGAGUAAAAGACGGCAUAAAUUGUUUUAUCUUUAGUAUUGUCUUCCCCCCCUCAACUUUAUCAUUGCAACAUCUACCUCAGUCGCUUGCAUACUGCUUAAUGAUAAUAGUUCAUAGAAUGUUGGUGUUAAAAACAAUUGUGUACUUUGGGCCUCAUGGAUUUUGGUAGUUUCAAUCGAAGUGUAUCUUUCCAAAUUAAAUAAAUGAUGAUU